AAGCACUAAAUCAAAUUUUAUUUGAUUUGUGAUUGUUCUAAGUGAAGACGGAAUGGCUUUUAAAAUUACCGUUGCUUUUGCUGUGUGCCUUCUUUUACCACUUGCGUAUGCUCAGUUGCAAGUUGUAAAUGGAAAAAUAAAAAUAACAACUGGUACCGGAGCGUUUUGUGGUGAUACGGUCAACUUCAUUACAAAUCAAUUGGGACCAGCUUAUGAAGAAUAUGGAGAUUUUUUGGAGCUUGAGUUCAUUCCUUGGGGAAGGGCGACAUUGAAUACAGAUGGAACUGUCACUUGCAAUUUUGGAACUAACGACUGUUGGGCCAACAGACUUCAUAGGUGUGUUAUAGAUCUGUUGAAAGACAACCAUGACGCUCAAAUGAGGUAUAUGUACUGUGAAUUCACUCAACGAUCAGCUUUCUUGUACGGAAGCUACGAGUGCGUUCCUUCUAAUUUGAAUAUUGUCACAGUUGAUUAUUGUGUCAACAAUCCACAACGUGACACGUUAGAUGCCGACGCAGCUGCAGCUAUCGCUCCAGCUAUGGCAACAAUUAAUUUUGUGCCAUCUAUUGUUUUUAAUGAUCAAAUUAAUGUGGCUCUACAUACGGAAGCUAGGACAAGACUGGGAAGCAUGAUCUGCUCCGCAUUGGCUGAAAUUCCUGAGACCAAUGUAACUGGAUGUACACUGUAAUUUUUCUGAGUAAAUUUUAUUUUUCAUAAUUUA
Messenger RNA from Amyelois transitella, 721 nucleotides. Its product is annotated as GILT-like protein 1. NCBI's taxonomy places the organism in Eukaryota, Metazoa, Arthropoda, Insecta, Lepidoptera, Pyralidae. The coding region runs from base 53 to 688 and encodes 211 amino acids. The transcript has a single exon. Gene Ontology annotation, molecular function: oxidoreductase activity, acting on a sulfur group of donors, disulfide as acceptor. The record is from RefSeq and is a predicted model, not a curated record.